Molecule: messenger RNA, 597 nt
Organism: Baudoinia panamericana UAMH 10762
Lineage: Eukaryota; Fungi; Ascomycota; Dothideomycetes; Mycosphaerellales; Teratosphaeriaceae
Exons: 1
Coding region: 168-536 (122 amino acids)
Source: RefSeq, a predicted model, not a curated record
UGAGAGUGUGCUAUUGGAGAAAGGAAUUGCGCAAGCAAGAAAAAGGCAGAUAUAUCAUACCCAGUCUGCCUGGAAGGCAGCCAAUGUUGGUUUUGCGAACUAGUCAAGGCACCCAAGCCCCAGAGGGCGAACUGAGACCCAUGCUGCGGUGGGUCAUCUGAUGAGCAAUGCUGCCAGACUUGCCCCCGGCUCCGAAGCCGUCAAGGUGGCCUCAAUGUUUGGGGAGGAGUCACAGAGUGCUCGAUGAAACGGGCAAUGGGAGGCAUGACUGGGCGGGAGCGCUUGCAGCCUGGCACAGCCGCACUCCCGCCUGGGUGCUCUUGCGCCUCGCAACGUUCGCGGCAAAUGGGACAUCAACACAGCACGACGUUGCAUCCGCAAGGCUCGACACUGACCCUCAAGACAUCUAUCCAAGAGCAUGUCUCGUUGCGUGCUGCCGAUAUUUUCGCUCUGUUCUGUCAACGCGAAUAAGGGUGAGCCGUCGACACCAAGACCGAGUCGCUCCGCCAAGUCCUCACUGCGCUAGGCGAACUUAAGCCACCGUCCGCAGCUGCAUGACCUUACCGGGUGUGUGCCCAUGCACGUAAUGCUUGCGCG